Selaginella moellendorffii is the source of this 903-nucleotide messenger RNA. RefSeq names its product pentatricopeptide repeat-containing protein At4g02750-like. The coding region runs from base 1 to 903 and encodes 300 amino acids. The transcript is spliced from 2 exons. Gene Ontology annotation, molecular function: RNA binding; protein binding. NCBI's taxonomy places the organism in Eukaryota, Viridiplantae, Streptophyta, Lycopodiopsida, Selaginellales, Selaginellaceae. Gene Ontology annotation, biological process: RNA modification. The record is from RefSeq and is a predicted model, not a curated record.
AUGCCCAAGUGGAACAUUGUAUCAUGGACGUCUAUGCUAUCGAUAUGUGCCGCAAAUGGGCAUAUUGACGAUGCUAAGGCAGUCUUUGACACAAUGCCAGAAAGAAACAUUAUCUCUUGGAACACCAUGCUAGGUGCAUUUGUGCAGAAACAAUGCUUAGAAUAUGCCAAGAGCUUCUUUGACUCAAUGCCAGAGCAUGAUACUGUAUCUUGGAACAUUAUUGUAGCCGCAUAUGCUGAAAAAGGGCAUCUUGAACAGAAGCUAGCAAUGGAUAUGCCACAGAGAACCUUGGCAUCCUCAAACGCGUUGCUGUGUGGAUAUUCCCAAAUCGGGCAUAUGGAGGAGGCUUGGCAAGCCUUCCAUACCGUGCUCGAGCGUGAUGUAGUGACGUGGACAGCCAUGCUGGCGGCAUAUGCUCAGAAUGGGAACCUCGGGCUGAGCAGGAGGAUCUUUGACGCGAUGCCCGCCAGGAAUGUGGUGACGUGGAGCGCCCUGAUUGCUGGCUACGCCCAGAACGGGCAGCCCAGGACCACGCUGGAGCUCUUUCACGUGUCUGUGCUUUUCAUCUCGAUCAUGCUGUCGUCCAGCCAUGCUGGCAAGCUUGACGCUUGCCGGGCAUCCCUCGUGGCCAUGACACUGGACUAUGACAUGAGGCCGGAAAGCCAGCACUACUCGUGCAUGGUGGAUGUGUUAAGCAGGGCGGGCCAUUUGGAAGAUGCCAAGGACUUGAUUGUGAAUAUGCCCUAUUUGCCCCAUGCAGCAUAUUGGAGGAGCCUCCUAGGCGCUUGCAGCAGGAGUGGCGAUGGGAAUGGUGCUGCCGCUGCCAAGAGCGUGCUCGAUCUGGAAUGUAGGGAUGGAGCAGGAUACAUGCUUCUGGCCAAUGCCUACAGUACUGUGCACUAG